AUCAUCACGAUCGAAACUUAAGACUGCGCAUGUUGCGCAACAUCGCGACACUCACUUGUGAUCGGUGGAAAGCGCCCUCGGAUAUCCGAUACUCGUUGAUGAAGAGCUUCACGUAGUAGAAGCUGAAUAUGCUGUUGAUCAUGGUGGAACCCAAAGUGGUCAUGGCGUAGGCCAGAGCCGCCGGGUUGAGUCCCGGGCGGAGCGCCGAGCUUCGCGUCUGCCUCGCGCCGCCUUUCGCCUCCGCCGCCGCCGCCGCCGCCGCCGCCGCCGCCAUGCCGGCGCUCGCCCGACUGUCAGGUAGCCGUCAAACGCACUUUUUGCUGGCCAUCAUUAGUUACACAAAGUCAGGAAACUGAAACGGAACCACGUGUUCUUCCAUAGCCGAACAGUUGAAUUGUCAACAUUGAACAAGAUUGCAUCCUGCACACAAUUUCUGUCCAGCGGGCGGUGCGUCGAUCUGGGCCGCGUGUUGAUUGGUCGAAACGCUUCGCCCAUUUUACUUCCGGAAACGAUUAAUACCGGAAACGGAAACCCGGAACUUACGACCGACCAAAAAAUCUCUUCAACUUUUAUAACUUGCCGCUCUCUCACAACAUGGAAUGGGGGAAAGAAGACUGAAUUUUUAAAAGUUAUUUUCUUGCGCUUGCCAGCUGGCGGCUGAGGGACUUUUCUUGUCCUCGGUUAUUGAAAUGUAAAGUUUUCCAAUUCCUCGACGACUUUGUUUCUUUCCUGAACGCCCAAAGACUUAUGAAAAAUAGAAAUGCUAUUCAUUCUUGUAGAAUUGAGGAACAUAAGUGAAAAGUUCGAGCCAAUUUUCUUAUUUUAUUUUUAUCUUUUUUUUCUCCCCUCAAUAGUACGAUAAAAAAAAAUAAUAAUAAUAACUUGCUGAUUGGGCCGUAUAAAUACCGGAAACGGGAAGCUGGGCGUUUAAGAAUAACUUUUAAGAAUGAAUAUAUAUAUAUAUAUAUAUAGCACUUUUAUAAUUUCCCAUGACUUCAGAGUAUAAAACGGUAACAUAAACGAUUCAGAGCGUAGUGAUCAUAAUUAGUUUUCUAUCGGUCGCCACCUGGUGGUCGUUGUUGUGUGUUCGCGACGUGCCACGUGGCUCUCGUCAACACAAGGGGCGGACGCGGACGUGUUGCAAGUUGCGGGGGCAGAGCGAGCAGCUGAGGGCUUCUCUUCCUUUCUCCCACUCGUCCAAAUGUUGACUGAGGGGAUUCUGGAGGACGACGUGGACAAGAAUGGAGCUUCGUGGUGCGCUCAACGGGACCUCGAGCACGAUCUCCAUUUGGCCGCCAAGCUCGGCAAAACGCUUCUGGACCGCAACCGCGAGCUGGAGCAGGCGCUGCAGCAGAUGUACUCCACCAACCAGGAGAAGCUGCUCGAAAUAGAGUACCUAGCCAAGCAGGUGGAGCUCCUGCGUCACAUGAACGACCAGCACGCCAAAGUUUAUGAGCAGCUAGACCUUUCCACCAGGGAUCUGGAGCGGCGCAACAAGAGACUAGUGCAGGACGAACGCCUGGCCCAGAACAAGAUCAGCAGUCUGGCCGAGUCCGUAGACGGGCUUCGAUCGCACGUAGAGGGGCUGCAGAACCAGCUGGAGGCGCUCGUGUCCGCCCGUUCGGAGCGCAACAAACAAGAGCAGCGACGCGACCUCGCCGCGCAGAGCGUUUCCUGUCUGAAAGAGCUCUACGACUCGCGCCGUGACGGGUGUGUACCCAACGAUAGGCGACAAACGGAGGGAUCGUGGUCGCCGCAGAGAUCCGUCUCCGAUCGAGAUCGACGGCGAGACCCAGAAGAGGAGCACGAGACCCUUCUCCGCUCGGUCUACGCUCUCCGGGGUCAACUAGCGGCCGAGAAGACCCGUCGGGAGGCGGCGGAGCACGACGGCCAGCUCGCGGCCCAAGACGAGCUCGACCUGGAGCGGCGGCUCGCCCUGUCGGCGGGUUGCCGGGCUCGGCGGGCAGAGCUGGAGGUCCAAGUGGAGCAGCUGAGGCUCAUGUGGCGCGCCGACUGUGCCAGCAGCAGGAAGCCAGGCCAGCUACUCCUUCCCGACACAGUGUUCUUCACCUCGGAAAAUAAACCCCAAGAGGGCGACGGUGAGUCGGAGGAGGCGGACGAGGACCAGAAGAAGUUCCAACACCGGCGGCAGAGACGCAACAGCGACAGCUCCGCGAACGCAUCCGACGAUCACGACAAGAUGUGCGCGAGGCGAGCGGAUGUGGUGAAGCAGAGGGGCAUCUCGCUGCUCAAUGAGGUGGAUGCGCAGUACAGCGCUCUGCAGGUGAAGUACGACGAGCUGAUCCAGAGGUGUCAGCGGCCGAACGCGGGGCUGACCCACGAGUCGGUGCAGGCGUCCCGCGGCGCGUCCGCCGGCGCUCGCCCGGGCCGCCGACUCUCCGGCUCGGCCGGAGAACCGGCCGCCCGGUCGCAGGAGCCCGAGUACAAAGUCCUCUUCAAGGAGAUCUUCACCUGCAUCCAGAAGACCAAAGAAGACCUGCACGAGAAGCGGCUUGUCAGGGACGCGUCUGCCGUGUGAUCGUAUCGGUCGUGGUCCUGGAAUGUUGCGCCCUUUGUUGGUGUGUUUUGCUUUCAAACCCUGCGGGCGCUUCAGGCGUCUCCCGCACGGCACCGACUUUAUACUCAAACGCUUUCGGCAGUCAGCACUGAUCUUUUUUUUUUCUCCCUCAAUUACUUGAAAUAUUGACAGUAUUAAAAAAAAAAAAGGCAUUGUUUGUUUAGACCAGGGGUGGGCAACACAUUUCCUAUCAGGGGCUAUACCUAACAUUAUGAAAAAAGAAAUAUGAUGGAAAAAGUUCAUUAUUAUAUAGUAAGAGGAUUUCUGUCAUAUUUGUUUUGGUGCUUUUUAAAACCGGUGAGGUUUUAUUUGGUUUUGCGUCAAAAGUAUUUCAAUGUGUAGUGCUAAUCCGCAAGUUUCCCUCCCACGCGUAACACGAGAAAGCUGUCAUGUGAGACGAAAAGUUGGAAUGUUAUAAUAGGAUGAAAAGCUGAUUGUAAUAAUUCGCUUAUUGUAUUAUUAUCCUUUUUUGUUUUUGUACAGUGACACACUUUGGAAGAAGGCAACAUGAGCGCUUUGCACUUUUAUUUAUUUUGGACUAAUUUUAUUGAUGUUUUUGUUGCUUAU
Messenger RNA from Phycodurus eques (leafy seadragon), 3145 nucleotides. It is a transcript of the gene cdr2a, whose product is annotated as cerebellar degeneration-related protein 2a. The transcript is spliced from 7 exons. Lineage: Eukaryota; Metazoa; Chordata; Actinopteri; Syngnathiformes; Syngnathidae. Bases 1202 to 2539 code for a protein of 445 amino acids. The record is from RefSeq and is a predicted model, not a curated record.